AAUUUCGCAAUUGAAACAUGUAAAAAGCAGCUGGAGUGAAUUACCUAGAGAAAGAAUAGAGAAAAUCUGGUCAUGGUUGGAACAGAGGUGGGUCAUGCGGCGGAUCCGCCAGCUCAUAUAAUGGGCUUUACGAUAAGAAGUCGCACCCGGAUCUAUGUCUCCUACAUAAUCCCAAGCUGUCUGGGAAUGUUGGUCUUUAUGGUGCAGACAGCGACAGAUUUGGCCUUGAGCUAUCAGUAUUUCCGACAGCAAGAGACGGGCUAUGGAGUCGGUACCCUGAUAUUGGUGUUGAUACCACCGCUACUUACAUUCAUCCUGGUGCUAUCAUCCAGGGAGCAGCGUUGCAGUGCUUGUGGCAAUCGGAGCAAGUGCUUCAGUUUCUGUCUGGGAUUAUUGCAGCUACUCUCGUUUCCAUUUGUGGUGCUCUACAGGUUCACUAUGCGAUUCUUUUGGUCCAUUGAGGCGCUCUUCCAUGCGGAUGAUGAUGUGGAGCGCAUGAAGUGCUUAGCGAAGGCAACGCAAACGUCCAGCAUUGAGCUGUACCUGCUGAUCCAGGCAUAUGCCCAGGCAGCCCCACAGAUUAUACUCCAGAUGAACCACAUGCUUGCUCAGGACAUCUUUCGCAAUUACGAGACAACUGCCUUGCAGGCGAUGUGCCUGGUAUUCGCUGCCAUAGAUCUGGCGGGGAUUACAACCAGUUAUCAUCGGAUCGAGAGUCAGCGGCGCGUGGGGCGACAUUAUCCCUGGGCAACGCCGCAGCAGGUGGAGACCCAUCGCUGUCAGCUAGAGCAGAAUCAGCGUCUCUGUUGCGAGGCUGAGCGAAGGAAACGCGAAUCGGAGCGCACAUUGGCCACAAGUUUUCCCCAGUCCGAUAAGAUCAUGGAGAACUUUCAUGCCAGACAGGGAUCCGGACAGGUUGGCACCCAUGAGCUGCUCGUAACCGGAGUGGAUGAGGUGGACAACGACGGUAUGGAGACACUGGAAACGAGAGCAUUGCUGCAUUCCCCCACUGGGACAUCAGCUGGCAAUGCCACCGACGAUGAUAAGAUUCAUCAUAAUACCAGGCCCAAACUUCAAUUGUAUCGCGAGGAGAUGUCCAAUCUGGAUCGCAUCGAUGUGCUGGACACGGUGCCAGAAACGCCAGCGCCCCCUCCUCCACCUGUGUCGGCGCCGCCAGCGCUGCCCAUGCUGCGGUUGCCCACAGAGAAUAGUCCACCCGAGGCUCCGGAUCUGCGACGCACCGUGUCGGAUGCGGAGCACAGACGUAGUCGACGGACAACGCGACCGCUCUCCCAGCUGGAGACAUUCAAGGACAUGCUGCUGGUUAAUGCACAGCUGUACAUCAAGGAGCAUGUACCGAGGCCGCCCAGGCUACUCAUAGGACGUGUUGAUGAGGAGGAGCAAAAAGACGAUCGCACUCCGUUGGUGACAACGGCCCAGACACCAAAAGGAACGCCUCUCACUCCCAAGGAUGUGGUGGAUUUCUACUUUGCACGGCCCACAAGGAUUGUGAAUGGCAUACAGCAGGAUGACUUUGCCGGGAGAACCGUAGCCUUCUUUGGUUGGAUUGCCUUCAUCAUCAUGCGCAUGCUCUCCCUCGCCACAUUCUGUGUGUUCUACCCGCGCGCCUUCUUCAUCGUUGUCGGUGUUCACUACGUCCUCAUGCUGGCCGCAUUGGCGCUGGAGACACGAUGCCGGGGCAGCUGGAAUCGCCAUUUGUUCUACCUAAUGCUUGGAUAUAUCUAUAUCUUUGUGCUCCUGGAGUUCCGUGUGUGCUUUAAGAGCAUCAGGUUGUGGUAUGGCUGGUACUUGGUGCUCAUUUUGGUUGAGAACAUAACCAUGUCAUCCAUUUGGUAUGCCAAUGAGGAGCUCAACUCCUGGUGGUUUGGUUUCAUCUGGGAAUGGAUUGUAUACAGUGGCAUCCUCUUCUUGGCCACCAUUGUGGUCUAUUACAGCAUACUGCGACCCAAGGAUGUCUCCCUAAUUGUUGAGGACGAGACCCCAGUCCAAACGGAGCAGUCGCAAUUGGUUGCCUAGCAUUUGAAUCGUUGCCAGGCGAGAAACCCUUUAUGUUUACCCGGCAAAGCAGGCCCUUUUACUUAGUCUAAGUAUUUAUUAAAAUAAAAAAACAUAAGUAAAU
Molecule: messenger RNA, 2140 nt
Organism: Drosophila innubila
Lineage: Eukaryota; Metazoa; Arthropoda; Insecta; Diptera; Drosophilidae
Exons: 3
Coding region: 73-2037 (654 amino acids)
Biological process (GO): apoptotic process involved in development; phosphatidylserine exposure on apoptotic cell surface; engulfment of apoptotic cell
Cellular component (GO): plasma membrane
Source: RefSeq, a predicted model, not a curated record